Messenger RNA from Penicillium chermesinum, 324 nucleotides. RefSeq lists its product as uncharacterized. Bases 1 to 324 code for a protein of 107 amino acids. The transcript has a single exon. NCBI's taxonomy places the organism in Eukaryota, Fungi, Ascomycota, Eurotiomycetes, Eurotiales, Aspergillaceae. The record is from RefSeq and is a predicted model, not a curated record.
AUGGGAGGAAAGCCUCGUAUCCGGCCUGAGAGUGACCUUUUGAUGUUUAUUUCUGUCUACAUUCAUCAAGACGAGCCGCGUGCCCUGCGUAAUCUUUUUGCUGACCAGGCACGUGGCGAUUUGCAACAAGAAAGCACACAAGAUUAUCAGAUGAGGAUUCUAGAAGGUAUCCAACGCAUGCAGACGUGGGACUGGGGCGACACGUCUGAAAUACUCACGGAAAUUGCCUUCCGCACUGCGCGCGAUUGUACCAAUAUCUGGUUGAUAAGCAAGUCUCAGGAGCCGGAGGGCAUGUUACGUGUAGUUCCUCAGCUUACUCAUUAG